This is a messenger RNA of Thamnophis sirtalis, 2955 nucleotides long. NCBI's taxonomy places the organism in Eukaryota, Metazoa, Chordata, Lepidosauria, Squamata, Natricidae. The record is from RefSeq and is a predicted model, not a curated record.
AUGCCUUUCAGUGAUCUAGAUUCUACAACUCUAGAGAAGGUUUAUAAUUCUGGAGAUGCCAUUCUUUCAUAUUUUUUGUUGAUCCUUACUAUAUUCUUUAAUGCAGAUGAUAACACAGAUGUUGGUGAAGAAGACAGCUUCCUAGGCCAGACAGCAACAAAUGUGAACCCCCCAUCUACAUUCAGUUAUUUCUCUCAAAUUCCUAGCAGUAGUGAUCCCUUUGGAAGCAUUGGACAACCACCCUUAGGAGUGGCAACCUCAACCCAAGCUGGAACAUUUGUUUUCCCUAAACCUCCAGUUUCUUUCCCUCUUCUUCCUUCAUCACAAGAUGGGCCAAAUGUAUUUUCAGCUUCCACUCCAAAAUCACAAUCUUUUAAUACUCCGUCUACUUCAGUGCAAGGAAUUGGAACUUAUCAAACACCUCAGCAAAGUGGUCCUCCACCAGCUGUCUUUUCAACACCACCUCAGGGAGCAUCACAACAAGGUUAUAACCCCUAUCGUCAUACUAACUUAAGUAGUAGAGCCAAUCCUUAUAUCACUCCCCCACAGCUUCAACAGACACAAGCACCUGCCCAGAGUCUGCAGCCUUCACCUUUGGUACCACCUAUGCAGAAGUAUCCAACUCCUGCAGGACCAAUCCCACCGUCAGUCCUAUCACCUCAGACAUCAAUGUUAGCAGGCCCACUUGUGAAGGCACCACCAGUCUUAUUACAAAACCAAUAUGAACCAGUUCAGCCACAUUGGUUUUACUGUAAGGAAGUGGAAAACAAGGAACUAUGGAUGCCUUUCAGUGAUCUAGAUUCUACAACUCUAGACAAGGUUUAUAAUUCUGUGCAACCUGAUCCAGAGAGUGUGGUCUUGAGUACUGAUGGAGGACGUUAUGAUGUUUAUCUAUAUGACCGUGUGAGAAAAGCUGUAUAUUGGGAAGAACAACAAUCUGAAGUAAGACGAUGUACUUGGUUUUAUAAGGGAGAUAAGGACAGCAGAUUUAUUCCUUAUACGGAGGAUUUCAGUGAAAAACUAGAGGCAGAGUAUAAGAAAGCUGUUACCACAAAUCAAUGGCAUCGGCGAUUAGAAUUUCCAGGUGGAGAAACUUUCGUUAUGCAUAAUCCUAAGGCCAGCAUUAUCUACCUUUCCCGGAAUAUUAAAAAAAUAACAUUGCCAACUAUUGGACGCCUCCGCCACUUCACCAAUGAGACUUUACUUGAUAUCCUGUUUUACAAUAGCCCCACUUACUGCCAAACAGUUGUGGAGAAAGUAACAGUAGAGAUGAACCAUCUUUAUGCACUAUUUAUGAGCAGAAACCCUGACUUUAAAGGAGGAAUCUCUGUUGCUGGCCACAGUUUAGGAGCCUUAGUUCUAUUUGACAUACUGUCCAAUCAGAAGGAUUGGACGUCUGCAGUUAAUUCUGCUCCUGUUGCUUCCAACGGUGCCGUGAAAGAUGUGACAGAUGACCAGCAGUUGCUGUGUACAAUUGAUGACCUGAAGGAAAUGGGAAUACCUCUUGGGCCUCGGAAGAAGAUAGCAAAUUUUGUAAAAGACAGAGCAGCCAAACAGCUUGAUCCAGUGGCAUACAGGCUAGAACCUAUGAUUAUUUCUGAUUUUGAUGUGAAACCAGUCCUCAUUCCACACCACAAAGGCAGAAAAAGACUCCACCUUGAAUUGAAAGAUUCUCUCUCUCGUAUGGGAUCAGACUUGAAACAAGGCUUUCUCAGCUCUUUGAAAACUGCUUGGCAAACCCUUAACGAAUUUGCACGUGCCCAUACGUCUUCUUCUAUACUCCAAGCAGAAUUGGAGAAAGUGGCCCACCAGAUUAAAGCAGAAGAGGAAAAAGAUGAGGCAGAAGAAAAGAUAGUGGAAAGUCCAGAACUUUCAAAGGAUGAAGACUUGAGUAUAAAAAUUGGUUUGCUAAAUGGAGGCCGUCGUAUUGAUUAUGUUCUUCAAGAAAAACCUAUAGAAAGUUUUAAUGAGUAUCUUUUUGCUCUACAGAGUCACUUGUGCUAUUGGGAAUCAGAAGAUACUUCUCUACUUCUUCUAAAAGAAAUCUAUAGAACUAUGAAUGUUUCUCCUGAACAACCACAACAUUGAUAUUAGAACACCUGUAAUAUAAAAUGUCAAUUCUCAUCUUUGAUUUGGCUUGCUAACAGCCUUUGAAGAAAAAGAUACCAAUUCCCUAUCCAUAGAUGACAGAAGUUGUUUCAGUAUUCAGCACUCAGUUUCUAAACCACCUUUUUGGGUCAUUUAGAAAAGAAAACAUCGGAUGUAGAAAAAAAGGUUUUUUUUAAAAGAACAUAUAUACUGUUUUCAUAGUCUUGAAUCACUUGUGGCAUUUUUGCCAAACUUUAUCUUUAAAAAAAGAUAAACGCAAAUUAAUAAUUUCUAAUCUGUCUAGUUCCUAAGGUUAUCAGGCCUGUGUUUUUGAUCAGGAUUCUAUUUUUAAAAUAAUAUCUUCAUGGUAAAUAGCAAUAAUGGUUUUAUUUAAUAAAUCCAUUUGAUCUGAUUUCUUUAAAAAAUGUAAACUUAACAUCAAAUUUUGUUAAUGUACCUUUACCUGAAGCCAUUAUAUUUUCAAAAUAAUUAGAAUCAUUUCCAUGCAACAUCAGAGUUACCAUUACAUUUUUAUAAAAGAGUUCUGAGCCUCUGAAAGAGAUGCAUUUUUAUUUUUGUGACACGAAACUUUAUUCUAAGUUAUAUAGAGAAUUGUUGUAAACUUAGCAUUUGUACUUCUUGUUUAUUUGUCUGCUUAUUGAGUGGAAACCAAUGAGCUAAAUUUGGUUUGGCAUUGAUGAACCUGCUAGGAUACAUGACUUUAUAUGUGAUUUGAGGACUAGACCUAGAAAAAUAUCUGCAUUUAUGGCCCUGGGGUUGGAGGAAUGCUUUAGUUAGUCCUGACAUUGCCUAGUUUUCAUAGCAAAAUAUUUGAGAGUUUCAUUGAAUAAAUUUAUCAACACUGGA